Messenger RNA from Acinonyx jubatus (cheetah), 1054 nucleotides. RefSeq names its product olfactory receptor 7C2. NCBI's taxonomy places the organism in Eukaryota, Metazoa, Chordata, Mammalia, Carnivora, Felidae. The record is from RefSeq and is a predicted model, not a curated record. The transcript has a single exon. Gene Ontology annotation, biological process: G protein-coupled receptor signaling pathway. Gene Ontology annotation, molecular function: olfactory receptor activity; G protein-coupled receptor activity. Gene Ontology annotation, cellular component: membrane. Bases 35 to 1054 code for a protein of 339 amino acids.
GUUUGGAUUAAGGAUAUUUCGGGCAUUCGGGGGAAUGCUUAUUUGGAGUGAAUCGUGUCUUGCUUUUUGUCUCUUUCUGGACAAGGCCAGUAGCCCCAUGGAAAGAGGAAACCAAACAGGAGCUGGACACUUUCUCCUCCUGAGAUUCACAGAGAAGCCUUUCCUCUUUGGGCUAUUUCUGUCCAUGUACCUGGUCACGUUCACUGGGAACCUGCUCCUCAUCCUGGCCGUCAGCUCUGACUCCCACCUCCACACCCCCAUGUACUUCUUCCUGGCCAACCUGUCUUUUGUAGACAUCUGCUUCACCUCCACCACCGUCCUGAAGAUGCUCUGGAACAUCCAGGCGCAGAGAAAACUUAUCACCUGUGCAGGCUGCCUCAGCCAGAUUUUUUUUUUCAUCGUGUUUGGAUGCCUGGACAAUUUACUCCUGACCGUGAUGGCCUAUGACCGCUUUGUGGCCAUCUGUCACCCCCUGCACUACAUGGUCAUCAUGAACCCCCAGCUCUGUAGGCUGCUGGCCGUGGGGUCCUGGUGCAUCAGUGUCAUGGGCUCCCUGCUCGAGACUUUGACCCUUUUGAGGCUGUCCUUCUGCACAAACAUGGAAAUCCCACACUUUUUUUGUGAUCUUCCUGAAGUCCUGAAGCUUGCCUGUUCUGACACCUUCGUCAACACCAUGGUGGUGUAUUUUGUGACUAUUGUCCUAGGUGUUUUUCCUCUCUCUGGGAUCCUCUUUUCUUAUUCUCAGAUUUUCUCCUCCAUCCUGAAAAUUUCAUCAGCCAGGGGCAAGUACAAAGCCUUUUCCACGUGUGGGUCUCACCUCUCGGUGGUCUCCUUGUUCUAUGGCACUGGCCUCGGGGUCUACCUCAGUUCUGCAGCGACUUCAUCCUCUAGGACAAGUCUGGUGGCCUCGGUGAUGUACACGAUUGUCACCCCCAUGCUGAAUCCCUUCAUCUACAGUCUGAGGAACAGGGACAUGAAGGGGGCCCUGGGGAGACUCCUCAGCAGGGCAGUGCCUCUCAGUGUUGGGGGACCAUUACAGGAUUCUCAUGAGUAA